AUGAGUCCCAUGGGGCAGCCUCAGUGUCAGGCACCAGAUGGCAGGCUGAUCCCAGUGCUGACACAGAACAGCGACUGCCUGAGUGCCCACAGCAUCCCUAGGAAUCAGCCAGGCCUCCUGUGGCCUGCCCACUACAUCCCAGGAGGUGCAGAGCAUGUUUGCAGGUCAUGCACAGGCACCAUCCAUGACGUGGCCACCUGCUGGAGGUUUAUCUACCCACCCACAAUCUGCCCCCUGCUGUCUCUCAUGAAGUCAGGAAGGAAGACAGGGCUGUCCUUUGUGCAUGGGGAAGAGGAGCUUGACCUGCUUCAGUCCCUCAAGAGGAACCCCAAGGGAUAUAUAGCGAGAAGGGCUAAGCCCAUCCUGGCUGCAGACCAUGGGGAAGGUGAGGUGACCACAGGACAGUCAGCUGGGCCAAGGACAGAGGACACCAAAAAUGGCCCCACUGACCAAUCAGCACAGGCCUUUCAUACCAGGAGACAUAAGAGAUUGAUCCUGUACACCUCCAGGAAGGAAGAUACCCUCUUGGACAACUGGGUCAUCAAAUGUCUAACCAUGGAAGCUGUAGCAAAGCUCAACAUAAUGAAAGAGAGGGAGGGUCCUUCUCUCCAGCUAGCACGCAGCUCACUCAAAGCAAGACUUAUCUCCACAGAGGAGGACAAGCAGGCAGCACAGACCAUGGUGCCCCCUUCAGUCCCUUUCUCCAGAUGGCACAUCCCCUGGCAGAAGCUCCUGUUCACAGCCUCACUUUUAACCUUCUGGAACCCACCCAUCAUUGCCAGAGUCACUGUAGAAGCCAUGCCAUUCAAUGCCACAGAGGAGGAGGAGAUUUUCCUACUUGCCCACAAUCUGCCCCUGAAAGUGAUGGGCUACAACUGUCGGGAGGUAAUAUUUGCCAAUGCAUCCCUGCUGACCCAGAAAGUCACCCGCGAUGACACAGGAUUCUAUACCCUACAAAUCAUAAAGACAGAUUUUACCAUUGAAGAAGCAAUGCACCGCGUGCACCCAAAUCUGCCCAAGCCUUAUGUCACCAGCAACCCCGUAGAGGAUGAGAAGGCUAUGGUCUUAACCUGUGAACCUGAGACUCAUGGCACAAUCUACAUGUGGUGGAUAAACGGUCAGAGACUCACAGUCAGUCCCAGGCUGCAGAUGUCCAAUGACAACAGGAUCCUUGCUCUACUCAGUGUCACAAGGAGUGACACAGGACUCUGUGAAUGUCAAAUGAAGGAUGUAGUGAGUACCAGCCACAGUGACCCAGUGACCUGGAUGUUCUCUAUGAGUAUCCUCUUUUCCUUCAGUGACCCAGUGACCUGGAUGUUCUCUAUGAGUAUCCUCUUUUACUUACCCCUGGGGUCUAGGGAUACUUCAGUACAAGGAAGUUUUCCUGGCCUCUCAGCUAGAGGCACUGUUGGCAUCAUGAUUGGAGUACUUGCCGGUGUGGCUCUGAUAGCAGCCCUGGUGUAGUUUAUUUCAGGAAGACUGGCAGUCUUUGAAAUCGUCCUUGUGUAUGGCUGCCUUAUUACCUUCCUAAAUUCUAGUUAA
Mandrillus leucophaeus (drill) is the source of this 1542-nucleotide messenger RNA. RefSeq lists its product as uncharacterized. Gene Ontology annotation, biological process: signal transduction; regulation of immune system process. Gene Ontology annotation, molecular function: protein tyrosine kinase binding. The record is from RefSeq and is a predicted model, not a curated record. Lineage: Eukaryota; Metazoa; Chordata; Mammalia; Primates; Cercopithecidae. Gene Ontology annotation, cellular component: plasma membrane; cell surface.